AUGUGGAUGCAUCAGUCUUCAGCUGAAUCUGCAAAAGACGAUGUUCAUGCGCAACGGAUGGGUCUUGGAUGUCCUAUUCACGCUCAACGAAACGAACAUAUCCGAAUGCACCAGCUACGUCUAUCUAGGUCGGGAAUUGAACAUGAUGAACGACCUGACCCCCGUGCUGGGCAGGAGGAGAAGAGCGGCUUGGGGAGCGUACAAGAGCAUCGAGGAUGUAGUGAAGGAGACCAGGAACAUCCGGAUCCGUGCUCACCUCUUCAACACCACCGUACUUCCUGCUUUGACCUAUGCUUCGGAAACCUGGGCAUUUCGCAAGCAGGAAGAAAACGCGAUGAGUGUCAUUGA
Messenger RNA from Necator americanus (New World hookworm), 348 nucleotides. RefSeq lists its product as uncharacterized. The transcript has a single exon. The record is from RefSeq and is a predicted model, not a curated record. NCBI's taxonomy places the organism in Eukaryota, Metazoa, Nematoda, Chromadorea, Rhabditida, Ancylostomatidae. Bases 1 to 348 code for a protein of 115 amino acids.